Molecule: messenger RNA, 575 nt
Organism: Thamnophis sirtalis
Lineage: Eukaryota; Metazoa; Chordata; Lepidosauria; Squamata; Natricidae
Source: RefSeq, a predicted model, not a curated record
UGCCUUUGUUAAGUUUUCCUCGCACAACGAAGCCCAAGCAGCCAUCCAUGCUCUUCACGGCAGCCAGACCAUGCCCGGUGCUUCUUCCAGCCUCGUGGUGAAGUUCGCGGACACAGACAAGGAGCGGACGCUGCGGAGAGUGCAGCAGAUGGUGGGGCAGCUUGGCAUCCUCACCCCCUCUUUCGCCUUGCCGUUCAGCCCGUACAGCGCGUACGCUCAGGCGCUGAUGCAGCAGCAAACGGUCCUGUCGGCUUCCCAGGGUAGCUUUCUCAGCCCCAGCCUCACUUUCUCACCGUGCCACAUCCAGCAGAUCGGCACCGUCAGCUUGAAUGGCCUGCCAGCUGCCCCAAUUGCACCAACCUCAGGGUUACACUCACCUCCUCUGCUGGGCACAGCUGCUGUCCCAGGACUGGUCACCCCCAUCAGCAACAGCUUUGCAGGAAUGGUGGCCAUUCCCAGCAGCCACCCCGCCCUGGAGACAGUUUAUGCAAACGGGCUGGUCCCCUGCCCAGCCCAAAACUCAUCUGUGGCAGAAUCCUUGCAUCCGAAUUUCACAGGUGUCCAACAAUAUGCAG